ACUGAUGGAAAAAUGUUUGGGGGAAUGAGGAUAAGCCACUUGUGGAGAGUCUUGUGCUGGAAACGCUCCCCACAGCUCUGAAUCGAUCAUCGCACGGCCGAGAAUCGAUGAGCAUGAGCAUGCAGAUAUAAUUCGCACGCACCCGCGUACCAUUCCCACACAUUAGCGACCUCUAAUAGGCAGAGAGAGAGAGAGAGAGACGAGGAGAACAAAGGAAAGGCCUUUAAGACAUGGCUUCCUUAACCGCCAUAGCCUUUGCUCCGGCCGCCGGGAGGGUGUUCGCCGCCACUGCGGCGAAGGGCGCCGGCGGGAGCAAGGAGGAGAAGGGGCUGCUGGACUGGAUCCUGGGGGGCUUGCAGAAGGAGGACCAGCUCCUGGAGACUGACCCGAUUCUUCAGAAAGUGGAGGGGAAGAACGGCACCGGUAGCAAGAACUCCGUCGCCGUGCCGGCGAAGAAGAAGGGCGGCUUCGGCGGCCUCUUCGCCAAGAAAUGAGGAUGUGGAGGACGACCCGACGACCACUCGGCUUGGCCACUUGAUUCCCGGUGAAAAUCGAUUCAUGAAUUUUAUUCAGUUCAAUCAUCUCUGUACUAGAUUUACUCCAAGUCUGUAUUUACUUGCUCUGAAGUCUUUUAAGGGCUGUUUAAAUUCAUUCUGGAUGAGCCAAACCAGUUGAUUUCUUGCAA
Messenger RNA from Syzygium oleosum, 685 nucleotides. RefSeq lists its product as uncharacterized. The record is from RefSeq and is a predicted model, not a curated record. Gene Ontology annotation, cellular component: chloroplast. Lineage: Eukaryota; Viridiplantae; Streptophyta; Magnoliopsida; Myrtales; Myrtaceae. The transcript has a single exon. The coding region runs from base 231 to 494 and encodes 87 amino acids.